Eucalyptus grandis is the source of this 4302-nucleotide messenger RNA. RefSeq names its product pentatricopeptide repeat-containing protein At1g71060, mitochondrial. Gene Ontology annotation, molecular function: protein binding. The transcript has 3 exons. The coding region runs from base 208 to 1794 and encodes 528 amino acids. Lineage: Eukaryota; Viridiplantae; Streptophyta; Magnoliopsida; Myrtales; Myrtaceae. The record is from RefSeq and is a predicted model, not a curated record.
ACGUGGCCUGCUUUCUGUCAAGAACGGGCCCGACAACAACCUAGGCCGGACGCUGCCGCCUGAACCAGAGGCAACGAUCGCCUCUUUCCCGCCCGCUCUGCAUCGCCGCCGUUCGCCGCCGCCGCCGACCGAGACAUUCUCCUCUCUACCCCUCUCUUUCUCCAGCCACCGCCGUUUCGUUUCUUCUCUCUCUCUCUGUGUCUCGUCAUGGACCGUCGUCGUUUUCUCAUGCGCUCGUCGACGCAAGCCCGCUCCUUCUUCUCCGCUCCCGCUUCUCGAACUCCGACGGGCCCUUCUCGAACCCGGCUCCAGCCUCCGUCCGGCCACCGUCUCAGCUUCCGCAGAUUGGUCCGCGGCGGCUCCGGGCACGCCCACGCGGCUCCGGCCGCUGGGGACGACGGCCCGCCGCGUUCGGAUAGGGCCGCCGCCCGGGACGCGGAUGAGCUCGUGAAGAUCCUGUCGAGCGCCGGCUCCGGCUCUUCCGUCGAGUCGUCCCUGGAGCGCGCCGCGGCGGCGGCGGAAGUGUCGCCGGCUCUGGUCGCGGAGGUUCUGAAGAAGCUGAGCAACGCGGGUGCUCUCGCGCUCUCGUUCUUCAGGUGGGCUGAGAAAAGGAGAGGUUUUGAGUAUAGCGCCGAGACCUAUCAUGCUUUGAUCGAGGCUUUGGGAAAGAUCAAGCAGUUCAGCUUGAUGUGGAAAGUGGUCGAUGAGAUGAAGCGGAGAGGGUUGUUGACUAAGCAGACCUUCGGGUUGAUCUCGCGCAGAUACGCGAGAGCCAGGAAGGUUAAAGAAGCGAUCGAGGCCUUUGAGAGGAUGGAGAAGUUUGGGUUGAGCUUAGAUUCGUCCGACUUUAAUAGGUUGCUCGAUACUUUGUGCAAGUCGAGAAAUGUGGUGAAAGCACAGGAGGUGUUUGAUAAAAUGAAGGGGCGGUUCAAGUUGGAUCUCAAGUCGUUCAGUAUUCUACUGGAAGGUUGGGGUCAAGAAAUGAACUUUUUGAGGAUGAUGGAAGUUUACAGGGAGAUGAAGGACGAGGGAUUUGAGCUGGAUGUCGUGGCUUACGGGAUCAUGAUCAAUGCGCAUUGCAAGCUUAAGAAGUAUGAUGAUGCCAUCGAGUUGUAUCAUGAAAUGCUAGCCAAGAACUGCAAGCCAACUCCUCAUAUAUUUUGCACUUUGAUCAAUGGGUUGGGGUCCGAGAAGAGGUUAAGUGAAGCAGUGAAAUUUUUUGAGCAAUCCAAGGCCUUUGGGUUUGCUCCAGAGGCUCCAACUUACAAUGCUCUGGCGGGUGCUUAUUGUUGGUCGAUGCGGAUGGACGAUGCUUAUAGAGUUCUGGAUGAGAUGAGAAAAUGUGGUGUCGGGCCAAACUCCAGGACUUAUGACAUAAUUCUUCACCACUUGGUAAAAGCUAGGAGAUCGAAAGAAGCUUACUCGGUCUUCCAGAAGAUGAGCAAUGAGCCAGGGUGCGAGCCAACUCUGAGUACAUAUGAGAUCAUAGUGAGGAUGUUUUGCAAUGAGGACAGGACGGAUAUGGCAUUGAGAGUUUGGAAACAAAUGAAGGAGAAGGGAGUCCUUCCUGGAAUGCACAUGUUCUCUACUGUGAUUUCCAGCCUUUGCCAUGAAAAUAAAUUGGAUGAUGCUUGCAAGUACUUUCAGGAGAUGAUGGACGUGGGUAUUCGCCCUCCGGCUAAUACGUUUAGCAAGUUGAAGCAAUGUCUCCUGGAUGAAGGACGGAAGGAUGAUGUUCUGAAUUUUUCUAGGAAGAUUGACAAAUUGAGGAAAGCACCACUCGUCAAAUUGUAAUAUGCCAAAAGAUUCUGGCCUCAUGACAAUGCCUUGGGUUAUUAAUUUUUCCGGCCCUAUGGUAUAUCGACUCUCACAGCCUCUGUCGGAUGCAUGUGCAACCGCGUUCAAGGACCGACAGUGGUACUGGAAAACCAUUUUGUAAGCAAGGUCUUGAAGUAGGAUCAGGUGGGAGAUGGAUGGAAAUGCGCACUUAAGUUGCUUGCUCACACUUCUCUGUUGAAUCAUUCCUAAUUUUCUCAUCCUUUUCACCCUUCUCCAUAUCUGCCUUUACCAUUCCCAAAGUCAGCAGGUCUUCUUUACCUGCUUUAUUGUUACAUUGCUGCCUACUGCUAGGCCAUGGAGAGAAGGACCAGAACCUCCCAGUUAAUUCCUUCUUCAUAUAUGAGACAGGACAUUCCCUGUCUCAUCUUAUCACUGAUGCUCUGAGCGCGUUCAAUUACCCAUUGUUCGUGCCGGAUGGUAACCAAUUUCGGGAAAAAUAGCCAAUUUUGUUUGCUUGUGUUCUGCGGAUAGGGAAUAUGUCAAAUAAAGUGACGUUCCUUUUUGGCCAGUUUGUGAAAGAGUUGUUAUUGGCGUCUCUUCAUCUGUGAUUUCAUAAUAUUGGAGCCAGAUGCUAUGUUGGAAAAACUUUCUUUUACUAGGAAGUUCCUUUUCUAGGUCAUUUCUUGAUAUGGAAAAACCAAUUGCUGAUUUGUGAGGGUUGAAAAAUUACGUGUUUCACAUUUCAAUUGUAGAAAAAAUGAUAUAUUAUUCCCCUCAUUUGGUUUGUUAUUGAUGAGGCUAAAUGUUAUAUUGGCCUGUUAUUAUAGAAUCUGUUGCAUGUUCUGUUGAUCAGUAAUCCUCCAUGGACCAAGAGGCCUUUGGUCCACUAACCUGCAUUUGAGAGAUGAUAUCAAAGUUAAUUUGAUGUAUUUGGUAUCUGAAACAUAUCUGAUGAGGGUCUAAUCUACAUGGUGCAACAGGAAGAGCUGGUUUCCUUGUUUUCUGGCUUAGGUUGUUUAUGACUGGGAUAUAAACCUGUGGUCUUUGUAAGGCCGAUGUUGAUUAUCGCAAUUAGUCGGUCGCCCAAAAUGUACUUUUCUCUCUAUCCUAAAGAGUAAGCAGGAACUGGAUAUUAGGGGACCUGUCUGGUACAGUUGUAGGCCCCUGCUUAUUCCAUAACUUAGAGACCAGUGUGUUUUUUAUAUCCUUUUGUGAGAAUUUUUUGUGUUUUAUCUAUAUGGUGCUCUGUGGUGUUUGGGCAAGGCAUGACAUGAACAUGAUCCUCUACGAAAUUCUUAUCAUACUACCUGGAGUCCAUGAUGUUUGCUUUAAGCAAUCUUCACCUUCUUGCCAUAUUGUUGCCUUCAGAGCGAUCCAAUGAUCCCCAUUUGAGGUGGUUGUUGUGGAUCCACCAUGAUGGUUCCAGCAAGUCGGAUUGAACUUUUGCUGAGUAAGAGCCAAUCACCACCAAGAAUUUAAACUUCUAAUUUCCGUGCUAACACCUGCUUACUCCUUGUGUCACUCAUAUGCCCUGUAGCAAUAUGCUGAAAUAGCUCCAAAAAAUUUAAAAUGUUCUCCUGACUAUGCUCAGCAUUAACUACAUCCAAAACUCAGACAUGAAUGCAGUUAAGCUCGCACAGUCAUUUCUCGUUAGUGUUCACUUGGGGUGUGAAAGUGGAAGGCAAGGAUCGACCUCUUUGUCAAUAUAUGGUUGUUUCGGUGCACCAUUACAUCAGGUUUUCCACCAAGAUAUAUGAUGUGAUUGGGCAUGAAAACUUUGCCUAUAUAUUUCGGCUAUGCCUGCUGUUUGGUGCCAGUGUUGACUUGAUGGACUAAGGUGUUCCUGAAUCUUACAUAGAAAAUUGACUGCAGGAUCUUUCCCUUCAUGCAGACUGCCCUCAGAUUCUUUAGUUUCUUCCUUUUGCUUUGCUUGACACACUUUCUUCAAAUGUUUUACCUAUGACCUGGAUGCUUUCUUCUGUCAAGUUUCAUAGACCUCUGUCUUGAUUUAUAUUCUCAGUCUUUUUUUGACUCUCAAUACCAAAAACUAAUCAGUACUUUAAGAUCCUUCUCGAGUUUGCCCUUGUGACAUGUGCCAUUUGGUCUUUCACACUGUUCAAGCAACACAUUGGCCGUUUCUUGUCAAUCAAUUUCAUUGCAACUUGCAUAUACUCAAUUGGCAGCCAGCCAGCCUUGAUCCUCUGGUUUCCCUUGCAGAUCUCUUCCAUGUUAUUUUAUCAGUUAGCAGGGAUCUCAAUUUUGUUGAUCACACCAGUGGUCUUGAAUGGAAAGUGACUUUAUUCGGCCAGGAGAACCCAAAUAUUUCAAGCAACAGACCGGUUCUCCUUGGGUCAUGCUGAGCCAAACCUAUCUUGAAUUUUGUGUUUUUGGUUGGGAUAACUUGCCUCCAACCCUUCUUAUGUACUUCAACAACGUAUGGUCGUCGCAAGUAGCAUAUUUUCACUUGAUCAUUUGCAAUUCCCCGAAUUCAAAUCACCACAGUAAACAACGAUUUGAGAUUCA